CCUACUACGUCAUACCCGGAAGUGAUGCACAGUCAGCAGACUGAAGGGAAAAAAAAUAAACAACAAAAUCGGGCCGCCGUCAGUCACAAGCAGAACCUUAAUAAAACCCGCUUCGUUUGCCGGUCCAGGGCGACUUGGAGCGGGUUGAAAUGUGGAUCCAUCCGGAGGAGGUUCUGCUGGCCGGGGCCCUUUGGGUGUCCGAGCGGGCCAACCCAUUCUUUAUUCUGCAGAGGAGGCGAGGACACGGCCGUGGAGGAGGGCUGUCCGGUCUCCUGGUGGGGACUCUGGAUGUGGUUCUGGACUCCAGCGCCAGGGUGGCUCCUUACAGGAUUCUGCUGCAGACUGCAGACUCUCAGGUCUACUGGAACAUCGCCUGUGGUUCAUCAAGGAGAGAGAUCACCGAGCACUGGGACUGGCUGGAGUCCAACCUGCUGCAGACCAUCUCCAUCUUCGAUAACGAUCAAGACAUCACCACUUUUGUCAAAGGGAAGAUUUGCGGCAUUAUUGCGGAGGAGAACCGACUGAAGCAGAAUGAGGAGCCAGAGGAGGAUUGUGGGAAGUUUCAAGAAGCUGAGCUCAAGAUGAGGAAGUUGUUUGGUAUGCCCGAAGAGGAGAAGCUGGUGAACUAUUACUCGUGUAGCUACUGGAAGGGUCGAGUCCCACGGCAGGGUUGGCUCUACCUGUCCGUCAACCACCUGUGCUUCUACUCUUUCCUGUUGGGCAAAGAAGUGACGCUGGUGGUUCAGUGGACCGAGGUGACCCAGCUGGAUAAGAACGCCACCUUGUUGUUCCCGGAGAGCGUUCGUGUCAGCACCCGAGACACAGAGCAUUUCUUCUCCAUGUUCCUCAACAUCAAUGACACCUUCAAAUUGAUGGAGCAGCUUGCAAAUAUCGCUAUGCGACAGCUGCUCGACAACGAGGCGUUCGCCGCCGAUCGAUCUCUGCCGAAACCGUGCAAGACUCUCAAAAACGUCUCCGUGCUCAAGAGAGAUUUGGAUGCAAGGGCAAAGAACGAGCGCUACCGGAGCACCUUCAGGUUGACGCAGGACGAACGUCUGGACGGACACACUGACUGCACGCUAUGGACGCCCUUCGCCAAAAUGCAUGUGGUGGGCCAGCUGUUCAUCUCCAAUAAUUACAUCUGCUUCAACAGCCGAGAAGAAGACCUCUGCCAGUUGAUCAUCCCCCUCAGAGAGGUGUCCAUUGUGGAGAAGGCGGACAGCAGCAGCGUUCUGCCAUGUCCCGUCUCCAUCAGCACCAAGAACAAGAUGAACUUCCUGUUCGCCAACCUCAAAGACAGAGACUUCCUCGUCCAGCGCAUUUCCGACUUCCUGCAAAGGACCCCGGACAGCUCAUGGGGGGACACGAGUCCAAUGUCAGCCUUGGGUCACUUGGCAGAGUCCCAGUCUGUCCACAGGGGGCGCCACUACCAUCCAGAUGUCCCCACAGCCAGACAGGGUCUGCUGCAGCUCUACCAGAAAGACGCUCCAGAAGACCUGGGACCCAAGGCUAUGAAGGAGAAGAUGAAAGAGGAGGCGUGGAACAUUCACUUCUCUGAGUUUGGCCGUGGCGUCUGCAUGUACAGAACCUCCAGAACCAGAGAUCUUGUCCUCAGUGGGAUUCCGGAGCGCCUGAGAGGAGAACUGUGGUUGCUCUUCUCAGGAGCACAGAACCAGAUGGCGACGCACGCCGGUUACUAUGGCGACCUGGUGGAGCAGUCGAUGGGGCUUUGUUCCUUAGCCACGGAGGAGAUUGAGCGUGACCUUCACCGCUCCAUGCCGGAGCACAGAGCAUUCCAGAACGAGACGGGCAUCGCUGCAUUGCGACGCGUACUCACCGCCUACGCCCACAGGAACCCAGGAAUUGGGUACUGCCAGGCCAUGAACAUCGUCACAUCUGUGUUGCUGCUCUACUGUACGGAGGAGGAAGCCUUCUGGCUGCUGGUGGCGCUCUGUGAACGCAUGCUGCCUGACUACUACAACACCAGGGUCGUAGGAGCUUUGGUGGAUCAGGGCGUGUUUGAAGACCUGACCCGGGCCUUCCUCCCUAUGCUGCAUGACCACAUGCAGGAUCUGGGGGUCAUCUCCACCAUUAGCCUGUCCUGGUUCCUCACCCUCUUCCUGUCUGUGAUGCCCUUCGAUAGCGCUGUGCUGCUCGUGGACUGCUUCUUCUACGAGGGCAUCAAGGUCAUCUUUCAGGUGGCGCUGGCAGUGCUGCAUGACAACAUGGACGCGUUGUUGUCCUGCAAUGACGAGGGUGAAGCCAUGACCAUUUUGGGCAGGUACCUGGAUAAUGUGGUGAAUAAGCAGAUCGGCCCUUCACCUGUCCCUCAUCUACACGCACUGCUCACUAGUGGAGAUGAACCGCCACCUGAGAUCGACGUCUUCGACCUCAUCAAGUCGUCGUACGAGAAGUUCGGCAGCCUUCGUUCUGACGUCAUUGAGCAGAUGAGGUUCAAACAGAGGUUAAAGGUCAUCCAGUCGCUGGAGGACACAGCCAAGCGAAGCGUGGUGAGAGCCAUGAUGACCGAGUCAGCCUUCAGCAUUGAGGAGCUGGAGGAGCUGUACUGUCUCUUUAAGUCCAAACACAUGACCAGCUGUUACUGGGGCUCCAGCAGCUCAGCGGCCGAGCGCCACGACCCGAGUCUGCCUUACCUGGAACAGUACCGCAUCGACCCGCUCCAGUUCAGCCAGCUGUUCAGCGCUCUCGCCCCCUGGGUCUGUGGAGGCCACACCCCUGUGCUCUCCGCCCGCCUCUUCCGGAUCCUGGAUCAGAACCAAGACGGGCUGGUCAAUUUCAAGGAGUUUAUCACAGCGCUCAGCGGCAUGUAUCAUGGCGACAUGACGGAGAAGCUCAAACUGCUCUACAAGCUCCACCUUCCACCUGCGUUGUGUCCUGAGGAGGCGGAGUCUGCUCUAGAGGCGUCCCAAUUCUUCACAGAUGACACACCCCCAGAAGCUUCCUUCCUGCCAAGUGUGGACAUUAUGGGCCAGCAGGAAGUCACAACAGGUGAGGAGGUCAAGAAGGAUCCAGAAGGAGGCAGGUCUAGUGAGGAGAAGAAAGAGGACUACAGGUACUACCUGAGGAUGUGGGCUAAGGAGAAGGAGCCCAAGAACGAGACCAUCAAAGACCUGCCCAGGAUGAACCAGGAGCAAUUCAUCGAGCUGUGUAAGAGCCUGUACAACAUGUUCAGCGAGGAGCCUCAGGAGCAGCAGCUGUACCACGCCAUCGCCACCGUGGCCAGCCUGCUGCUGCGCAUCGGCGAGGUCGGCAAGAAGUUCAACAACAACGGAGGCAAGAAGACAGACGGCGGCCAGGCCCCGCCCACAACGCCUUGUGACGCAUCAGGCGAGUCCCACGCGUGCCAGGCGCUUGCCGACGUCCACCUGGAGUCACCUGCUCCGCCCACGUGGGAGGAGGAGCCUCGAGACGACACAUCGGUGUCGUCGUACUCAAUGGUGAGCUCCGGCUCGCUGCCGUGUGACGACAUCGCAGAUGACAUGGUGCUGGUCUGUGGCGAGCGGCAGAGGCGUGGCAGCGUGCUGGAUGCCGAUUGGUCCAUCAGCUUCGAGCAGGUGCUGGCGUCCAUGCUGACCGAGCCGCCGUUGGUCGACUACUUUGAGAGAAAAAGGGACAUUCAGGCCAAGAUGGCCGCCUGCAAGGCGCAGCGAGUGGUGGAGCGUCAGACAAGCUCCGCCUCCUCUGACCACGAACUCAGCCAGCACUCUGUCUGAGCGACCUUUGUCCCAUUUGUGUCCUCACGUUUCACGUCCUGUGCUGAUGUCACCGGCAGCUGCGUCUCCACGGUGACGUCCGUAACCACACUUCCUGUUUUCUUCAGGAGCAAUGUCUUUUAAUGUGAAAGAGCCAAUACUAACACAUCUUUAUUGAUCUUGUAUUGAUCACUGAGUCCGGGAUUAAUUUCAUAUGAUUGUUGGGGAUGAUGAUGAUGAUGAUAAGUUCAUGUUCUAACACAUCAAUCUUCAAGUGACACUAAUAUGUUUAUGUAUAUGAACACGCUUUUAUUGUUUUGGACUUUUUAAUCCUUUGUCUUGUAAUGAUGUCUAAUAAAUGACUUAAAAUAAACCCGCACAA
Doryrhamphus excisus (bluestripe pipefish) is the source of this 4095-nucleotide messenger RNA. RefSeq names its product TBC1 domain family member 9b (gene tbc1d9b). Gene Ontology annotation, molecular function: calcium ion binding. The record is from RefSeq and is a predicted model, not a curated record. Lineage: Eukaryota; Metazoa; Chordata; Actinopteri; Syngnathiformes; Syngnathidae.